Molecule: messenger RNA, 577 nt
Organism: Agrilus planipennis (emerald ash borer)
Lineage: Eukaryota; Metazoa; Arthropoda; Insecta; Coleoptera; Buprestidae
Exons: 4
Coding region: 45-395 (116 amino acids)
Source: RefSeq, a predicted model, not a curated record
UAACGAACACCUGGAGAACAUAGGAACAACAUUAACCAUUAGUCAUGUUUAAUUUAAGUAAAACAGUCGAGGAACUUCAGAAAAUAGAUGGUUUCUUCUUUUUUAAAAAAAAUAACUGCAAUGAAGAAAACGAAGAAAGUGAAAAUGAAGAGCAAGACCAAGGCGAGCAAACUGAAGCAACUUCGCAAGUAGACAGUUUAUCGUUUUUCAGUAAAAGAAAUAAUUGUGAUGAAGAGAACGAAGAAAGUGAAAAUGAAGAUCAAGGCCAAAGCGAGCAAACUGAAGAAACAACGCAAAUUGACGGUUUACCUUUUUUUAGUAAAAAAAAAAAAACACAACCGUAUGUGACGCAGCACCUACUCAUAGCAAAGAUGAAUAUACUUUGCCAAUCCUAAACAGUACAAUUUCUAAAAAUUCCUAUGUUUUUCCUAUGAACUAUAAGCAGCGUGGAGGAGCUAUAAUAUUUAAUCACUACAAAUUUCAAACGCUGAAUUCAAGGGACGGUACUGAUUUAGAUGAAAAGAAUUUGAAGAAACGCCUCUCCGCCUUGAAUUUCGAUAUAAAAGUGCACAGAGAC